Messenger RNA from Babesia ovata, 3411 nucleotides. RefSeq names its product tripartite motif-containing 45 isoform X2, putative. NCBI's taxonomy places the organism in Eukaryota, Apicomplexa, Aconoidasida, Piroplasmida, Babesiidae. The record is from RefSeq and is a predicted model, not a curated record. The coding region runs from base 1 to 3411 and encodes 1136 amino acids. The transcript has 3 exons.
AUGGAUAUGCCGGGCCAGGGCUCGGAGGUAUGCCUGCAGUGGUACGAGGCGUGGCUCACGUCAAUUGCCACUAUCGAGUCGCCUAGAUCUCCUGCGUGGGAUGACAACCUUCCACACUACGCAAGGCUGCAGAAUGCGGGAUCUCUGAACGAGAUAGCGAUAGAGCAUUACCACGCGCUGCAUAAAGGCGACCUAUCUCUGGAGGAGCUUUCCCAGCAUAUAGGACAAAUUGGCGAUGUGCUCAGCCAAGUUGACCUCCGGAAGCUCGCGACGCAGCCGAAGUCGCGCAGCAGACAAAUGCUCACGCCAUUCUUCGACUGCGCGGACAUAUCGCAGGCGCUGCAGGAGUGCCACCGGCAGGAUUCAUUCGCAUACGUCUUCCUGCUGGUGCGGCUCCUGUACGAGAUAUUGCUUUACACCAAGUCAAGCGCCGUGAGAGUCUUCUGUUUCUAUCAAAUAGUCAGGAAUGCAAAAGUGCUGCGCAUUCUUUUCGGGCUCGUCACGCGUGAAGUUUCCCUGAAGGGCACGGAGGGCUACGUGGAGGGUGUAACUCCCUCCACGGUUGACGCGUUAAAUACCAUUGGGCAAUUGCCUCGCCGAUUCUCUUUCAACGUCAUGGACAAUAUACUGAAACAAAUGCUGACCUCAAAGGAUAUCAACCUUAGGGUAUGUGGACUAGAAUUGUUGAAGCUUUGCCCACGAAUCGUUGCCUGUAACCCGCAGCUACUGGGCGAGCUUAGGGACACGCUCGUCGGACCUGUUGAAGAGCUCGCAAGCAAAGCUGCCGUAUCACUUGUCAGUGUUCUGGAAUACGUCCCUGAGGCGAUUGCGCAGAUAUUUUUGACAUGCAGCCACGAGCACGCCCUGGCGGUUGAGUUCAGCCCCCAACGUAUUCAGUCAUUCUGCUGCGUUGCGCUCGGUUGUAGGCAACAACCGUUGUACAAAACAGCGUUCCGCAUGUGUUGGAACAUCUGGAUCCACGUGGAUACCUGCAGGGAAGAGCGGCAAACAUCGGACACGCUUAUGGUUCGUGAGUCGCAUUUCUACUUGAUGCUAACCAGCACUAUACUCUGUCUGGGGCAUCCCGAAUUAGAAAUGAGGCAGCGAAGAAGGCUUGAAUCGCUUAUCUAUGACCAGAAGGAAAGAGAUUGCGGAAUGGAGGUUGCCCUGUGCCUUAACCUACUCUACAGACACAACGGAGAUACUAAAGAACUAACCAAGCUAACUAAAGCGAAAAUCAAGGGAACAAACUCAAUUAAGGAUAUGAACAUUCUUUUAUGCAGCAUGCACAUUCGACAGUUCGAGGAAACUAAGAACCCAAAUGCAUUUUUGAAUGCUCUUGCCGUAUUCGAGGAUUUGGUGGUCUCAGACCCAGCUAACAUAAAACUGUUAUACGAACUCAAAAACGCUUUCAAGCUGCUGAAGACAAACUAUUCGGAGUACAUGAUUCGCAUGUUGCGAGCAGCUGCCUCGCAGUACGCCGCCCUCACGGGCGAACUGAGUUACCUACAAUCGGUAGUGAUAAGGACAAUGGGAAACAUCGUCAAAAUGUGCUACGUCGUCGAACCACAAAAGUUGGCCAAAAUGAUGCCCGAAAUAAAGGAAAUAGUGGAACUCAACGAUUUGAGAUACCUCUUCAAACCGCUGCUCUCCGCGGAUGAUUUCGGUCCAGUGGACGAUGGGCUAACAGCGACGCAGGUAAACCUUUGGGUGGGCACCUUGUACGACCUGACCUACAUAAAACCUCCAAAGGUACAAAACUUCGUAACCAUACCCGUGAGCAUCGAUUUGUUGUCAGGGAAGCUCGGUAACACGAGUGAAACCAGUCCGGUGAGGGUCGCCGUCAUAACGAAAAAGGAUAGUUUUAACUCCAGCGUACUCAAUGAGCAUGUCCGCGCGUUAAUUUCAUCCGCCUUUGCAAGGAUCAGCAGCGGGAGUGUCUUGAAGCUGAUCAUCGACCUCGCCUUAAGGUUGGGGCUAUAUAGAGAAGCGGCAAACUGUCUCAAGCAGCUGGAACUGUGGACGAACGAUACGCUGCUGUGGUUUAAUGCGUUUCUCCUUUAUGCAAAUGCGGAAGUAGAAGCAGACGAAAUCAAAGCCGUGCAGCUUAGAGUGCAAGGGUUGGAUGCCUUGGAGACGUACAGUCACCAAUGCACGUCGUGGGCUAUGAGACAUUCCAGGAACGAAGUGAUGGCACCGGAACUCAAUUAUGCGCUGCCAAGUCUAGUGACACAUGCGUGGUGUGUUCUCAGACUCGUUUUUCAGGUAGCGGUUGGGCAUUUGCGUCUAUUAUUCAGGGAAACCCCGCACGACUGCUCAGCCCUCACAUCUGUAUUUGUCGGCCUCUUUGGCCAUUUCAAGUCCCUCAGAUGGGCAUUCAGAAAUGUGUGUUGUGAAACUACAAACAUAUUGCAGGUCUACGAGGGGCUGUGUAUCCUGCUCUACGCCAUCUGCACUGCAGAGCCGCUGCCGGAGGUAAAAAAAGAGGAUAUCGCAAGUCAAAAUCCGGAGGAAACACAACCUACCAGAGAUCCGGAUGAGGCACUAAGAUGCUACAUAACGAAUAUAUUCGCCGAAGACGAUAUUCACAUGCCAGAAACCUUUGCAAUUGUGAACCUCAUCGACCCGGCGAUACGGGCCCAACUCUAUACGGCUCCCGCCAUAAUGGCGGCUCACAAGGGCCUUAUUGGAGCAGUGACGAAACAGUCCAGUGACUCCAACGCGGACAAGGCAGAAUCAGUGGUGCCACAGGUAAUGCCGACACACGCAUCGCAGCUGUCCCUGGAGAGCAUCCUAAAUGAGUUUGUCUUAUUCUCUCGCGUGCGCACGAACAAGGAGAAGAACCAUAUGAAGAAAGCGGUAGCUUCUGAUGAUCACAACGUGAUUGCAGCUGCACAGUGCGAAGUGUUCUUCUCGUACUUGUCAAGGGAUAUGGAACCGCUAAUGGCGUUGCAACCUCUUGCCAAGAUGUGCGACGCACAAAAUAGGAGUACGAAAACCGUUCAGGAUUUGCUUAACGCUAUAAGUACGCUUCAGCUGCCAAUGCCGGUGGGGGUCAUCAAAACGUUCCCUCUCCCCUUCGCGGCCUUGACAGCACUGGUGGAGUACGAGAAACGCUCCGGCGACGGGCCAGCGGCCAUACACAUACAAGGGUCAAUGCGUAACUGUGCUUGCCGGGUGCCGUGGAUCAAGAUUAAGCUGGAGGUGCUCAACGGUCGGACCAGCAGCUCCGUGUUAUUUAGAAGACGGUUCAAAAUGCAUCGCAACGUCAUAGACAAGUAUGUACACCUCUAUCUGGAGCUGCAAGACGUCGACGCGCUCAGCUUCAGCUGUCUACCACUGAACAGUGGCGGCUACCCGUGCGGCGUGCCCACACAUUUCAGACCGACAUCGCGCGAGAUAUCUACCUGA